CGCCCCCGCCGCCCCGCGCACCCAACUCCGCCGGCCGCCCCGCCCCGCGCGCUCGCAGACCCCCGGGGCGGCUGCCGGGAGAGAUGCUGCAAGAAACUUCUUAAAUGACCGCGUCCGGCUGGCCGUGGAGCGCUUCUGGGUUGGGGAGAGGAAAGGAAAGUGGAAAAAAACUGAGAACUUCCUGAUCUCUCUCGCUGUGAGACAUGUCUGAGACUCCUGCUCAGUGUAGCAUUAAGCAGGAACGAAUUUCAUAUACACCUCCCGAGAGCCCGGUGCCGAGUUACGCUUCCUCGACUCCACUUCAUGUUCCAGUGCCCCGAGCGCUCAGGAUGGAGGACGACUCGAUCCGUCUGCCCGCGCACCUGCGCUUGCAGCCAAUUUACUGGAGCAGGGAUGACGUAGCCCAGUGGCUCAAGUGGGCUGAAAAUGAGUUUUCUUUAAGGCCAAUUGACAGCAACACGUUUGAAAUGAAUGGCAAAGCUCUCCUGCUGCUGACCAAAGAGGACUUUCGCUAUCGAUCUCCUCAUUCAGGUGAUGUGCUCUAUGAACUCCUUCAGCAUAUUCUGAAGCAGAGAAAACCUCGGAUUCUUUUUUCACCGUUCUUCCAUCCUGGAAACUCUAUACACACACAGCCAGAAGUCAUCCUGCAUCAGAACCAUGAAGAAGAUAAUUGUGUCCAGAGGACCCCAAGGCCACCAGUGGAGAACGUGCACCACAACCCCCCCACCAUUGAACUGUUGCACCGGUCUAGAUCACCUGUCACAGCCAAUCACCGGCCUUCUCCCGACCCUGAGCAGCAGCCCCUCCGGUCCCCCCUGGACAACAUGAUCCGCCGCCUCUCCCCGGCCGAGAGGGCCCAGGGGCCGAGGCUCCACCAGGAGAACAACCACCAGGAGUCCUACCCCCUGUCAGUGUCUCCCAUGGAGAAUAACCACUGCCCUCCGUCCUCCGAGCCCCACCAGAAGCCAUCGAGCCCCCGGCAGGAGAGCACCCGCGUGAUCCAGCUGAUGCCCAGUCCCAUCAUGCACCCUUUGAUCCUGAACCCCCGGCACUCCGUGGAUUUCAAACAGUCCAGGCUCUCCGAGGACGGGCUGCAUAGGGAAGGGAAGCCCAUCAACCUCUCCCAUCGGGAAGACCUGGCGUACAUGAAUCACAUCAUGGUGUCUGUCUCCCCACCCGAGGAGCACGCCAUGCCCAUUGGGAGAAUAGCAGACUGUAGACUGCUUUGGGAUUACGUCUAUCAGUUGCUUUCUGACAGCCGGUACGAAAACUUCAUCCGAUGGGAGGACAAAGAAUCCAAAAUAUUCCGGAUAGUGGAUCCCAAUGGACUGGCUCGACUAUGGGGAAACCAUAAGAACAGAACAAACAUGACCUAUGAGAAAAUGUCCAGAGCCCUGCGCCACUACUACAAACUAAACAUUAUCAGGAAGGAGCCCGGACAAAGGCUUUUGUUCAGGUUUAUGAAAACCCCCGAUGAAAUCAUGAGUGGCCGAACGGACCGUCUGGAGCACCUUGAGUCCCAGGAGCUGGAUGAACAAAUAUACCAAGAAGACGAGUGCUGAGGGAACCAAGCCACGGCUUCCGCAGGGGGGUCAGCAGCCGGGGGCCCCCUGCCCAUGAGGGCCCUGGAGGCGUGGCGAGCAGGCGGACUGCAAGCUGAACCGGAAGAGACCUGGAAGUGGGAGUGACACUUGUCUCGCAUAGUGCGAGGGCCCCCAGAGCACCUUAGACAAACCACCCAGUGAAGGCGGGGCUGGAAUUCUGGCCGAGGGCACGAGCCUGGGACUCCUGGUUCCGUUUCCUCCUCUUGUGGAACCUCUCCAUCUGUAAUUCCUCACCCUCACCCAUCCACCUAUUGUUAGUUUCAUGGUGUUUUCGUUUUUGUUUUUUGGGGGGUUUUUUUGUUUUUUUUUUUUUAAGACCAUGCAGUUUGACUUUUCAUCAUUCAUACAGGGGAAGACAUCCGAGGUUGUUUUCCUAUGGAAAUAUAUAUCUAUUAUAUAUAUCUAUUUUUUGCAAAUCUCACAAAGUGCGGCAAGCCCAGCUGGUCAGGAAAGAGAACACUUGCAAAGGGUUUCAGGUUCCUCUUUAUCCUGCCAUGUGGAUCAGGUUUGUUCCUGUUGCUGUUGGGUCUUGGCUGGAAAAAAAAAAAAAAAAAAAGAUGCUUUUAAAAAAGAUAAAGUGAAAAGGAGAGCUCUCUUUUUCUCCCUCUCGCCCUUUCCUUCCCUGCCUCCCGUCUGUCCUCCCUCCCCGCCUGCUCUUGAGCUUCAGAUGCCUUUUAGCAGAGUUGAGCCUCUCGGAGAGUCUUGAGCAUUGUUGACACCCAGACGGCAUCAGUGGUCUGGGCGCUUUGCAGCCGGCACCGCAAAAUCAAACCCACAUCCCGGCAUCUGGCUACCCAUCGGAGGGAGGCCCCAAACCUCACAGGUGCUGCGGUCCUCCAGAAAGAAAUGCCAGUCCAGCGGGCUGCCCCUGCCCCCCACAUGGCUGUGAGAACCCCAGGACUUGGUGGUUCUGCAGGAUGGAAGAUUAAGGACAGAAGGCGGGUCUGCGUCAUUCGGAAGGCCCCAGCAUCAUGGGAUUAGCUUGCAAGUUCCGCAAGGUGGAAAAUACGAAAGGACCCCACGGGCCUGAUGGUCAGAAACUAGGUGGAAAAUGUGCUGCAGGAGGGAUUUAUGCUUCCAGCGGAGGUGACUAAGGCUAGUGAGGGAGAAGGUCUUCUCUGCUCCGUCCCGAGGCCAUUUUGUGGUCAGUUUCAUGCCCUCACCUGAUUUUUUUUUUUCCCCCAAUUCCUAGCCUUUCUUUUUAAGUUUCCUGGUCCCCACAGGACCCAGGGCAUUUGAGAGGAGAGGACCCUGGAGUACACAGUCACUUGCUCCUGGUGUUUGCCAAGCCAGGGCAAACAGGAAACUCCUCAGAUUCAUUACCUGUUUCUUCUUCUUUCAUAGCUGUGUUUCAGAACGGACCCGUUUGUGGCUCUUUUACACCUCAAAAUCAGGUCCAUAGUAUCUUGUAAAAUGAGGAAGUGCCACCUCUUAGUACUUUUGAUGAUAACAGAUAUUUUUAGAAAGCUGUUUUAGGGUUUGUUUGGUUUUUUCCUUUUCUAGCCACCUGAAUUGACUCUCCCAUUCCCAGGUUCAGAAUCCAGUAUUAGGACAGUCUUUUUUAAUCCAAGAGAUUAGACCUGCCUUACAAAGCACCCCCUCCUUGUUUCUCUGUUUCCUCUACUCGCUCGGGUGAACAUCUCAUAGCUCCCAGCAUCACCAUCAGCAGCACUUAGGGGGAGGCUGCCAGAGCCCUGGGUAGCUCCUCAAGCCACUUCUGACCGCGUCAGGCAGGUGGGGGUUGGAGCAACACAGGCAGGAGGAAUUGUCCUUACUGACAAGGACACCAGCCUGCGGGGAGGGAAGGGCAGAUUGACUGUGGGUCAAGGACAGCGGAAUCAGGGAGCCCUUCAAAGCUUUUCAGUUGUGCUCCGUUCCUGCCUCUAAUCAGACCGCAGAUAGACACAUGGAUGUGGCCAGCCUCUUCUGCUGUCAGGCGCUCCCCCAACUCUACCUUCCAGAAGGUUGGGCUUGCGGUCAGGUCAACGACCUGCUGUGUGAGGCUGGAGGGUCCAUUGAUGAAGGAAGGGUUUGGUCUCAGUCUGCUUGAGUGGUGGUGAAAUUGAGCUGGACCCCAGCAUGCUACAGAUGUCUUUCAGGAGCCAUCGACAGCAUGCAGGGAUACAUUCUCCAGCCUCUAAGAUGACUGAUAUUGGAUCAUAACUGGAGAUCUUAAGCCAAGUACCGGGUGUGUUGUGAAGGCCGUUGAAUUUAAGGGCUGAAGAGAAAGGGUGGAUUUUGACUGAGGCCCUUUGUGUGACUAUGAAAUCAGAGACAGGGCAUGAUGUGGCUCUUAGAUUAGAACAUCUCAUUCUGUUCACUUUACCCAGAUAGAAGGGCUCAGGCUCUUACUGUUCAAAGAAUAUUACAGUUGAAUUAUGGAGGGAAAUUCCCUUUGGCCCCAAGGACUUCUGUAUUUAAGGCAAUACCCUGCAAGAAUAUGUAAGAUAGGAUGACACCUUCAGCCACUUGAAGAAAAGAAGGUGCUAAUUCCAAUAUGAUCUUUAUUUCCGACCCAGAUAUUACCGAUAAGAAUUUCCUGUUGAUUCCCUUAAAGGCAAAAGUCCUCCUCAUUUAUGCUUUGAGCUAACACCUGGGCAGUGCUGACACCAGAGAUACGGUGCUUACACACUGCAGACCCCAGAGAUACCUGCUUCAGCUCAGCAAACUUGGCUGAAGCACCUGCUAGACACUGUGAGGGAUUCAAAGAGGAAUUGGGCACAGCCCCUGCCCUCCCGAGAGCAUCUGCUAAACCUGUAGAAUCUAUCCAGGCUGAAAUUCUUAACUUCAACACUAAGUGCUGGGGAGGAUGGCACGUUCACCUGGGACCACAUGAAAAGCAUGUCUGUGAUCUGAAUAGUUGGCCUUUCCCUGCUGCUGUCAUGGGAUUCCUUGGCUUAGAUCAGAAAUCAGGAAAGGAGAAUGCAGAAGAGCACCGUGGAGCGGGGAGAGCUUCCUUCAGCUAUGUCUGGGGGGGGGGGGGGUGUCGCUCUCGCUUGAUCUCCAGCUAGAAAUUCUCUAGCACCUUCUCUUGCCUGCAUCUUGGGUUCACUGCAUUGCCUCCUCUCCAUCAGAGGAAAGCAGUGGCGAUUGGCUGCACUGGCCAUGUGGAGGGAACAGUCUUUUUGUCCCAAGGCAACUUGAUCUCUGGCCUAAGGCAGCGUCACCAAAGUCCUGAGUCCUUCCUUUCUUUCUUUCUUUUCUUCUGACAGACUGAUGGAUUUUCUCCGCUCAACAGUGUGUUUGGAACCCUCUGACCCAGGGUCUUUUUACGCUGAUAUCUUGCCCAAAUAAGAAUGUAGCUUUAGCUAAAACUUCAAUGGCGAUGACAGGAUUCACCUAAAUGACUAAGUAACCACUGUUUCCACCUUUCACUGUCUAGGCUCCAACUCUGAAUACAUUUUUGAAACGUUCACUCCCUUCUGCAGAAGGGAGACCUGAGUGUCCAGGAGGUAGGAUGAUGCCCUGGGAGCAGAUGGCAUGCCAGGGAGAGUGAGGUGUGGAAUCCAGCCUGGCCAUACCCCCAUUUGACCCAUUCCCACCCAGGAAGCUGAAGAUAAAAGAUUUGGGGCAAUACCCAAAAACAAAGGGCAGGUUUUUUUGCCCUAGCGUUCGGUGCUAGUAAGUUUUUAUCCACUCAGCCUGCUCCUCUUCUGAGCAGAAGUCUGGAAGGAAGGCAGUGAUCUAAGGAAGCCAUGGGGGGAGGGGGAUGAUAAUUCCUGCCUGUCUAAAAACCACAGAAGACUAACCUGAUACUCCUUUGGCCCCAUCUGCAUCAACACUAAACAACUACAAACUCCCCGAAUCUUUCACACAUGCCAAGUGAACGUUCUCGAAGAUUUCUCUUUGUGACUGCAACCACCUGCAAACCAGAACGAAUCUAGAGUUUCUUUUCCUUUUUUCUUUUUGUUUAAUUUCUAAUCUCUUGUUGUUUAUGAGGUGUGGGGUUUAUAAGGGACUGAAUCAAAUGAAUGUAACAAAAAAGAAAAAAAAAAAAAAAACAAAUGCCUUUUCUCAGGGCCAGUGAGUUGCAAAUAAUUUUUAAAGAAAAGCCUAUAAUUGCAUCAUCUCAAUAAAUUUUUU
Molecule: messenger RNA, 5687 nt
Organism: Neomonachus schauinslandi (Hawaiian monk seal)
Lineage: Eukaryota; Metazoa; Chordata; Mammalia; Carnivora; Phocidae
Gene: ETV6
Product: ETS variant transcription factor 6
Exons: 8
Coding region: 204-1562 (452 amino acids)
Biological process (GO): cell differentiation; regulation of transcription by RNA polymerase II
Cellular component (GO): nucleus
Molecular function (GO): DNA-binding transcription factor activity, RNA polymerase II-specific; sequence-specific DNA binding
Source: RefSeq, a predicted model, not a curated record